Eimeria acervulina is the source of this 1323-nucleotide messenger RNA. RefSeq lists its product as hypothetical. NCBI's taxonomy places the organism in Eukaryota, Apicomplexa, Conoidasida, Eucoccidiorida, Eimeriidae. The record is from RefSeq and is a predicted model, not a curated record. The coding region runs from base 1 to 1323 and encodes 440 amino acids. The transcript is spliced from 13 exons.
AUGAGAGCCUACGGCGCGGCACUCGUUGCCGCCUGCUCCAUUGUGAGCAGUGGUGCAACGGACGUUUUGGAAGGACCUGAGUUCAUCGAUGUCCUCCUCCCAGAAGUUGCGCACGUGUUUGGAGUUACGUCCGCCCAUCACACGACACUAGAGGAAAUGAACUUGAGAGUCGAAGAUGUAUACGUUCUUCCGGCUGCCCCUAAAUUGGAGGAUUGCCUUUCUGCUCUCGUUGGAAUUCCGAUGACCCGCCAGGUCAAGCCAUUCUCUGACUCUGUCAGCAUGUUGGACGUCAAGCCAUACCAAAAUGCGCAACUGAAGAUCGCAGAGGCACGCGCUGCGGAACUAGCAGCAUCUGUUGCACCGCUAGUGGCCCUUGCACCCAAGUCCAAGUUCUACAAGUCAACAUCCCUCACGAGUCUGAGCAUCGAGAUUGCGCCCGGCCCUUACCAAUCCGCCUUAUAUGCGAUUGUUCAGGCACUUAUUUACGCCAUUCUUGUCCCUGGAGCACUUAGAGGCAUCCGCAGUGGACGGUCAACUACCCAUGCCCGGAAGAUGCUUCUGGGCACAGCGUUCUUUGUCUUCCAUUCUGCCGGCAUCGUGAUUCUCCAAAACGUGUUAUGCCUGAGAGCGCUCAUCGCCAUCCCGCUGUCUUUGGCUUUGGGUCUUGCCGCAAUGAUGCUGGCACUGAGAAGCGUGGACUCUGUCGAGCACCUCCACAAAGUUCGAGCGCACCUCCCCCACAUGCAGGGAAUGGAAAGAGAGCCCCUUGCAUGGUGUGCGUGCAUGAAACUGUAUUGCAUCUUGCUGGCGAAUAUGUCCUACCACCUCAUUUCAAGCCUGUUGCCAUACCGAUACGGUUUGGCAGGGAUACUUACCGGCAAUGUCAUGUUGGCUGGGUUGCUUUAUUUGGCAUACCUUGUGGCCGUAUCAUCUCUAGUGUUCCAUAAGAUCAAAGAACAUCCUGAUAGCCGAAAAGUGCAAUGCCGCAUUGUUUCCCUCAACUGCGCAUACAUCGCCGCUUCCGGGAUAUCUUUCUACACUAAUCUGAUUGCGGUCUACUGCGGGGUUGGUGACUUCGUCGCACUCGAGCCAGCCGUGUUCUUCACCGCCAACAGGAUCUUUGAGCUUAACUUGGGAACCAUCGUUGCAGUUAUGGCCCUUCUGGCUAUGUGGGGCAUGGCAUACCAUGAGCAAAGUCAAAUGGAUGAGAGCGGAAAGAAUGUGUCUUCGAUGUCUUCUGUGGCUCUGUCUACCCACGAAGAGUCGCGCAGAGCGCUCGAAGAAGCUCUCAACGAGAUGCGCACUGGUGUGUACAAGGAGUGA